GUAGGCUACUAGUAACGCCAGUUAAAGCAUUUGCUAUACGCCAUAUCUCUCACUUUAUAAGUCCACUAGCAGUAACAAAACACAGGGGGAGUGUAGCGAUGGAAGAGCAGGAGCAGGUGGAAUGGGAUGACGUGAACAAACUUCUGCAGCAUCAUGGUUUUAAGACCAUGCAUUUUGCAGAUCCUGUGGAGAACAAGAACCUCUCUGAUUUGGUUCUGCUGGACAAGAAGUCGGCUGGUGAGAUUAGGAUGACUUUAAAGACGAUGCUCACAGACUCAGAAAGAAGACAGGCCCUCAUCCAGGAGCUCAUCAAGUCCAAUAACCAACUCAAAGAGGAGGCUCAUGAGCAAAUGAGACAGGCGGCUCAGAAGUCUCAGAGGGCCACAGAGCUGGAGGGGCUGCUGGACGCGGUGAAGACCAGACUCCAGGACCUGGAGGACCGCUACCUCGGCAAGGCUGUCCAACAGCACAGCCACACGCAGCGGCUGCAGCAGGAGAAGCAAGAAGCCCAGAAAUUGUGUGAGGUUCUGGAGCAGAAGCUGUCCAAACAGAGGGAGGAAGCAGCUCAGCUUCAGAGGAAAAUUUACUUCACCAUCAAAGAAGAGGAGCGACGAUUGGCUCGACAGAGUCACACUUUCCAGCACAUCUGCAAGAAAGUCAGCCAGCAGAACUCCCCGGCAGACCAGCAGGUGUUGGAUGUGAUUGACUUCUACGAGGGUAAGAUGACUCAGCUGCUGGAUGAGCUCAGAUCUGCCAGAGGAGAACCAGAGGGAUCUCAAGUAAGAAUCAAGAAGACAUCCAGCAAUGUUACUCCAUCCUUCAAAACCAUUCUGAGGGCGUACCAGGACCAGCAGAAGGGGAGCAAAAGUCAGAUAGAGGAGCUGAAGAGGGAGGUCGAGCGCCUGAAGCAAGAGCUGGAGACCAGGCCGACGCUCAGAGACGUGAAGUUCUACAAGCACAAGCUCCGCCGUUUGGAGGCGUCCAACAAGAGCAACAACACAAGGUUGCCCAAAGCAGACGACACGGCUGAGAUCAGCGAGAACAUCAGUGACCUAACCAGAGAAGCCAGUCUGUGCGCCCACUACAACCAUGAGUUUUCUUCUCCUGAGCUCCAGCUGUUGAAUGAAAUCAGCGCCGUUGUGACGAAUCCCAAAGCUCCGUUUCGACUGCGCCGACAGAAACCCUCCUCUGUUGCCUCGGAGUGGGCCGGGUUUCAGUCCCUCCUCCCCACACUGGAGAUUUGGGCUCAGCAGCUCCACCUGCUACAGGAUCUGCAAAGGGGUUUAAAUAAACUGACUGCCAGACUGAUGCCCUGGCAGAACAGUGAUGGUGGCCAUGAUGCUGCAGAAGCAGUGAAGGUGGAGGACAUGAUGUUGCUGGUGGACACCAUGCUGGAAAACACCUCGACUGAUGACGACAAGGUGCUCAGGAGUCCCACUCGAUACACCCUGGCCGCCAUGGUGUCUCACUUCCAGAAGCUGUUCGACGUGACCUCCCUCAGCGGCGUGUACCCACGUAUGAACGAGGUCUACACCAGGCUGGGAGAGAUGACCAACGCCAUGAGGAACCUCCGAGAAGCUCUGGAGCUAGACGGCAGGGCUCCUCCUGCUGAGGUGGUGAACCACGUGGCCAGACUGGUUUCCUCCACUGAACACAUUGCCGGACUCCAUAAUCUGCUGGGAGAUGCUGAAAUUGACAGCAUCAUCGUCAAAGUGAAGCAGCAUGAGGAGUUCUUCCCUGCGUUCCACGCACUCAUCGUGGACAUUUUACAGACUCUCGGGGUGAGUCAACUGGACGACAUCCUUCCAGCUCUGAAGUCUUUGAAACAAACGGCACAAUGACACGUUGCUUUGACUGAACAGUGCUGUGUUUUAUUCAGCGUCAGGAUUGUGGAGUGAUUGUUGUUUUUAAUAAAAACUGAAUAUCUGAUGAAUGAUUCACGGGGAUCAUCCCCCGUCUGUUGACAGAUGUUUUAUGUUGCAUUCACUGACACACUUAAGAUCUACAGUAGGUAUAACCUCAUUAGCACAGGCACACCAGGAAGCAGUGACGGUGAACCAGCAUGAAAGAUACCAGGACCCUGAAA
Molecule: messenger RNA, 2086 nt
Organism: Chelmon rostratus (copperband butterflyfish)
Lineage: Eukaryota; Metazoa; Chordata; Actinopteri; Chaetodontiformes; Chaetodontidae
Gene: cep70
Product: centrosomal protein 70
Exons: 17
Coding region: 99-1841 (580 amino acids)
Biological process (GO): cilium assembly; regulation of microtubule cytoskeleton organization
Cellular component (GO): centrosome
Molecular function (GO): gamma-tubulin binding
Source: RefSeq, a predicted model, not a curated record